AUGCUUGCCCCGGUUAUCUAUCUUAUACAAAAUUCAGGCAAGGGGAUACGGUCUAAGUUAAUGAAAGCGUUUAAUUGGUGGCUGAAUAUUGAUCAACAAAAGCUAGCUAUUCUCGAGGAAGUAAUUGAGAUGCUCCAUAACGCGAGUUUGGUAAUCGAUGACAUAGAGGACGGUUCUGAUCGUCGUCGUGGUAAGCCCGCUGCGCACAUGCUUUUUGGGAUCCCAAUGUCAAUAAAUGCCGCCAACUAUGCGUACUUCAUUGCGUUAGAAAAGGCUCUUACUCUAAAGCAUCCGGAUGUUCCAAAAAUUUUCGCAGAACAAAUGGUCAACCUUCACCGAGGUCAAGGUCUGGAUAUAUACUGGCGAUGUUCGCUUAAGUGCCCUUCUGAGGAGGAGUACAAGGAUAUGGUUGUACGAAAAACUGGUGGUCUCUUCGGUAUGGCUGUGAACUUCAUGAAACUCUUCUCCACUGUCACUACGGAUUACAAACCACUUUUGGAUGCUCUUGGUCUGUGGUUUCAAAUUCGUGAUGAUUUUGUCAAUCUGGUGGAUACCUCUUAUCACAAGGAAAGGGACUUUGCAGACGACUUAACGGAGGGUAAGUUCAGCUUCCCGGUGGUGCACGCGAUCAACACCUGCCCCAAUGAUCAACAGGUAAUAGCAAUUCUUCGUCAGCGCACCUCAAAUCGUGCUGUGAAGGAGCAUUGCAUUCAACACCUCCACAAACUCGGUUCCCUCAUCCACACGGAGCGUACUCUCAUCCAACUGGAGCUAGAGUGUAGACGUAUCAUAGAGGAUUUGGGUGGGAAUCCACACGUCUUGCUACUAUUUGAGGAGUACUCGAAGACUUCAGAAGAGAGUGACUCGAAGGCAGGAGGACGCCGCAUUGAAUUGGAUUAUGGUUCUCUUAAUGACAGCGAUGGAAAGUCCAACGUUCCUACUGGCCUGCAGAUGUUCUCAGCCUACCGUCAGGGCAUUCUAGAUCCAGACAUAGUCAGUACACAAGCCGCUGCGUCAAAGGUGAGAGAAGGGACGAAGAGGAAUGAACCCAACCCCACUGGUGUAGUAAAGGUUCCUUCGGCCUGGCUGAAACCGCGUGGUGUGCUUGGUCGUUUGGCUUCUGGCCACAUUCCCACAACCACAAAUGACCCUUCCUCCUCAUCUGCCUCCAGCAUCUCGACCACAACAGCUCAAAGGAUUGCUUACGAGCCCCCGUCAAUUUCUACAAAGACUGGAGUUCCGAUGGACAGCAAAAAAUUACUGGUUAAUCAAUGUCAGAGAGGGAACCCUCUCCUCGAGUUGAUUCGUCACGUUACUUGGGAGUACGCAGCUAUUGAGCCCGACUACGUCUUUGGUCCCAGUCAGUGCGGUCUGCGAUAUCACAACUUGAAUCCGGAGUACAUCUUCAAUAGGCUUCAAAAACUCAAAUCCACCUUUCAACUCAUCGUGCUCAUUGCUCUGGUCGAUGUGGACGACGCUCAUCACCCUUUGAAGGAGCUGAACAAAUUUGGUCUCACACAGAACGUCACAGUAUUGCUUGCUUGGAGCUUUCUGGAAGCAGCGCGCUACGUAGAGUGCUUUAAGGCGCUGGUGAACAAGCCACCAGAGGAGCUGCAGCCAGAAGGGGCGAUAGCAACGGUGCAGAAAGAUCAGUUGACUCUUGCGACUGACUUUUUCACCACCCUCCGUGUCGUCUCGCGGUCGGACGCUGCUGCUCUCCUCUCCCGUUUUGGGACUGUUUCAAAUAUCAUAAAGGCGGACAGGAAGAUGCUGGAGAGCUGCCCUGGCAUAGGCACCGUGAAAGGCGAAAAAAUCUACGAGGCGCUUCAUUCCAACCUCAAGCGAAAAGUUCUCGAUUAG
This is a messenger RNA of Hydatigera taeniaeformis, 1860 nucleotides long. The record is from the annotation of a GenBank genome assembly. Lineage: Eukaryota; Metazoa; Platyhelminthes; Cestoda; Cyclophyllidea; Taeniidae.